AUGUCUACGCAUGCUGCUUUCUUAAUAGUGGCCGUCUUCAAAUUCACCAAUAAAUAUUUGCAGGUGAUCAACGAAAGAAUAGCAGAACGUGGUGUCGACAAGGCGCAGGAUGAUGGGAGAAAGAAAGCAUUCCUUGAUUUGUUGCUUGAGGUGCAGGCUGAAGGAAACCUCUCCUACGAGGAUAUCCGUGAAGAGGUCGAUACUUUCAUGUUUGAAGGCCAUGACACUACUGCCUCUAGUAUGGGUUGGACAUUGUGGUGUGUAUCUUGUAAUCCAGAUAUUCAGAAGAAGAUUCACGAUGAAAUGGAUGAUAUCUUCGGCUCGUCAGAUCGCAGUUGUACAAACGAAGACCUAAAGUCAAUGAGAUAUCUUGAACAAUGCAUCAAAGAAUCUCUGAGACUUCGCCCGCCAGUACCAAACUUUACACGAAAGCUUGAGCAAGACAUAGAUCUCGAAGGAGUAGUAAUACCAAAGGGUUGCUCGAUAAUGAUCACACCUGCUAUGAUUCAUGCUAAUCCACAGGUUUACAAAGAACCGCAAGUGUUCGAUCCCGAGAGAUUCAGCGACGAGAAUAUUCAGAAGAGACAUCCCUAUGCAUAUAUCCCAUUCAGUGCUGGUCCAAGAAAUUGCAUC
This is a messenger RNA of Cooperia oncophora, 633 nucleotides long. The record is from the annotation of a GenBank genome assembly. NCBI's taxonomy places the organism in Eukaryota, Metazoa, Nematoda, Chromadorea, Rhabditida, Trichostrongylidae.